This is a messenger RNA of Auxenochlorella protothecoides, 1374 nucleotides long. Its product is annotated as Protein S-acyltransferase 24. Bases 1 to 1374 code for a protein of 457 amino acids. Gene Ontology annotation, biological process: protein palmitoylation. Lineage: Eukaryota; Viridiplantae; Chlorophyta; Trebouxiophyceae; Chlorellales; Chlorellaceae. Gene Ontology annotation, cellular component: Golgi membrane. The record is from RefSeq and is a predicted model, not a curated record. Gene Ontology annotation, molecular function: palmitoyltransferase activity; protein binding. The transcript has 6 exons.
AUGUCGAAGGAGCCGCAGACCAUCGACACAGUCUGGAAGGCCGCUGCCUACGGCGACUUCGACGUGCUGACCCGGCUGGCGGGGGCCGACCCCUCCCUCCUCCACGCCCCCGACGACCAGGGCUUCUACGCCCUGCAGUGGGCGGCGCUGAACAACCGUGUAGCGGUGCUGACCUACCUGCUGGGCGCGGGGUGCGCUGUGGAUGUGGCCGACGCGUCGCGCCAGACACCGCUGCAUUGGGCGGCAGUGCGCGGGUCCGUCCCCGCCGCCGAGACGCUGCUGCGCGCGGGGGCCGACCUGGCCGCCCGCGACUCGCGCGGGUACACCGUGGCCCACGUCGCCGCGCAGUACGGGCAGGCAGGCCUGCUGCACCACCUGGCGCUGCGCUGGGGCGCCGACCUGGACGCGCCCGACGCCGACGGCCGCACGCCGCUGCACUGGGCCGCCUACAAGGGGCACGCCGACGCGCUGCGCCUGCUGCUCUUCACCGGCAGCGCCGCCGCGCGCCCCGACGCCGAGGGCUGCACGCCCCUGCACUGGGCCGCCAUCCGCGGCAACGCCGAGGCCUGCACCCUGCUGCUCCAGGGCGGCGCGGGGGAGUGCCUGGCCGCAGCCGACGCCACGGGCGCCACGCCUAGCCAGCUGGCGGCCGAGAAGGGGCACCGCGUGCUGGGCCUGACCCUGGCGGACGCGCGCGUGCACGACGGCCCGCCCCCUGCCCUGGGCACGCUGGCGGGCACCUGGGCCAGCUUCCUGCUGGCCACCUGCGGCCUCGGCCUGGCCUCCCCCGCGCUGCAGGCGGGCAGCUGGGGGCAGAUCUGCGUGGCCUGCCGCAUCGUGCGCCCGCUGCGCGCCAAGCACUGCGGCGUGACGGGGCGCUGCAUCGAGUGCUACGACCACUACUGCCCCUGGGUGGGGAACGUGAUCGGGCGUGGCAACCGCGCCUUCUUCCUCACCUUCCUCUGGCUGGAGCUGGGGUCGGUGACAGCGGCGAUGGCCGUGGCCGUGGCACGCCUGCACUCGAACCUGGCGCAGCCCCGGCCCGGGCACGGCCCCGCGACCCUGGUCUGGCCCGUGGUGUUCGUGGUGGCCGACGCCUUCCUCCUGCUCAGCAUCGCAGCCCUGGCACUGGCACAGACCAACCAGAUCGCCAAGAACAUCACCACCAACGAGCUCGCCAACUGGCACAGGUACAAGUACCUGCACGCGGCCGACGGCGAGUUCCUGAACCCCUUUGACCGCGGCUGGAAGGCCAACUGCGCGGAGGUGUGCUGCGCGGCUCAGCGCCCCCGCUCGCAGUAUGUGCUGGAGGGCGGGGAGGACUCUGUGUCCCUCCUCGGCAGCGCGGGCGGGAAGCUCGAUGCCAUGGUGUGA